GAUGUUGCGCAGCGAUAUUCCAGCCAACGAUCCCUUCUGGGACGUUGACCCACAUCACCCAGCGAUAACCAUGCCUACGAGAUGGCAGUUCUGUUUAUUUGUGGACGACAAUUGCCUGCGAUCUUUAGAUCAUCCUGACUUGAUAAUGGGUCCUUAUGUCAAAAUCUUGACCACGGAUUGGAAAGGCGACAGAACGACAACUACAGCUGAAGGUUGGGAAGACGGUGAGACGGAUAACGAACAUGAAGACGUGGGGUGGAUGUACAUGGAAGCUAUCGACUGUAUUGAAAUGUAUAGGAAUCUUAUAGAUCCAUCCUCCUGGACGGAUCCGUACUAUUCAAGACCGUACAAAGGCUUCAUACCGUAGUAUUUGCAAACGCGCUUGAUUCUUCAUCAAGGGAUGCUUUCGGACUCUCAACUCUGCUCAUUCAAACCGCAUUGAUACACAAUCUUAAAGUUUCGCUUCAUCCCCCAGUAAGAAU
Periconia digitata is the source of this 482-nucleotide messenger RNA. NCBI's taxonomy places the organism in Eukaryota, Fungi, Ascomycota, Dothideomycetes, Pleosporales, Periconiaceae. The record is from the annotation of a GenBank genome assembly.